AUCCAGUUGCUGCACACGCUCCCUUCCUCUCCCCUCCCACCGCCUGCCUGCUGCCUGCGGGGGCUGGAAGCGGAGGCGGAGGCAGAGGAGCCCCAUUAUAAAUCGCAGCAGAGCUCAGGCGGCCAGGGGACAAGCGCUGAGCUUCCACAAGGGCCCCUGCCGCCUGCCUGGCGCCCCUGGACCCCCGCCCGCCCCAGCCAUGGGUCUUCCGCCUCUCUCGGGGCUGCUCUGCUUGACUGUCCUCUGCCAUUUGGUUGCGCUGCUAGCCGGACAGCAACACGGUGUGAGCAAGUGUAACUUCUCCUGCAACAAAAUGAUCAAGAAGAUUCCCGUGUCUCGUCUAGUCGGCUACCAACGAAAUCGGGAGUCCUGCAAUGAUGGAGCUGUCAUCCUGAAGACUGUGAAGGAUAAAUUACUCUGUGCUGACCCAAAGGAGAAAUGGGUCCAGGAAGUCAUGAAGAUCCUAGACAACAAGGCUGCUAUGAUUCAAAAGAGCGGCACAUUCGAGAGGCAAAUCGGUGAGGGUGAGCCCAGGACUACUCUGGGCGCCAGGGAGAUGUACUGGUCUGCUGCCUCAGAGGCGAACUUCACAGGCGAAAGCAGUGGUCUGGGGGCAGAGAGUGCCUUGGGGACUUCGCCAGGAGUGGCUGGUUCCAUGGGGACCAGGUCCUCCUCCACUUCAAAAGCUCCAGAUGGAGGGACUCAGAAAACUGAGAUUUUCAACAAGGCUGCCGUCACCACCGCCACGUCUUGGCAGAGUUCUGCUGCCGACCAAACUGGGGCAGGCCUCUGGACUGAGGGGAAAGCCUCUACCCAGACCCUCCCCACCCAGACCCUCCCUACCUGGGUCCCCUCCACCCAGGCCCUCCCCUCCCCGGUCCCCUCCACCCAGGCCCCGACUCUUUCCCACACUGUCUUAGAGGACAGCACUUGGCCUGGAAGCCUAACUGUGGGAAUCAAGGUACAGGACUCAUCAAAGAACUCUCUAGGGUUCAAAGAAAUGAGUCCCUCUGCAGCUCACACGGAUGCCUUCCUGAGGUCGGCCACUGUGUACGGUGUCUUCGAGGUCACUGUAUCCUCUGAAGGGACCCCCAGCAUUGAUGCACUGGCCUCUGGCAGCUGGGCCCCCAAGACUGAGGAGCUCCCCAAGGCCAAGGAGCCCAUUCUCACCACCGCAGGCCCCCAGAGUCUGGGCAUCCUCAUGACAUCCAUCCCUGACUCCCAGGUGGCCACACGAAGGCAGGCUGUAGGGCUGUUGGCCUUCCUCGGUUUCCUCUUCUGCCUGGGGGUGGCCAUGUUUGCCUACCAGAGACUGCAGAGCUGCCCCCGCAAGACGAUGGGGGAUAUGGUGGAUGGGAUCUGCUAUGUCCCCCGGAGCUGUGGCAGUAACUCCUACGUCCUGGUGCCAGUCUGAACUCCCCUGCUGCCUGCGUCCAUCCAGUCGUUCAACUCAGCGGCCCGGGGUCCCCCAUCCCCACACUCCCCCUCACCCAAGGGCCUGGCCCAAGCUGCGAUGACUGGAGCAAGGAGGCGGGGUCAUCUGGGUGGGUCUGCUCCCAGCUUCUGGAGGCCACCCUUGACCAUUCGUGACCUACUGUGGACAGAGCAGGUGGCCUCCCCAGCUCACUCCAAUGUCCCAAGACAAAAAACGCCCCUCUGCUGUUGGCUGAUCAGAGGGUCCCUUAGAUACCAUGCCAGCCCCCGUGAACAAUUAUUUACUGAACGCCCAGCCCCCUUGACCCACUCCCCGUGUUACCACAGUCAUCCCCUCUUGAAAACGAGCCUCGGGUCAGGCCUCUCCUGCCCGCUCCCUCAGACCUCAUCGCGUCUCUUGGUCCCGCUGCGGUCGCCAGCCACCCCGGCCACCUGCGGUGCUAGUUAUCCAUGUCUCCUGUCCAGACCCCAUGCCCCAGGCGGGGACCUGUCUUUUCUUGCAUGAGGCUAGUGUGGUGUUUCCUGGGACUGCUCCCAGCGGAGGUUCUGCCCUUGGGCAGGCGUUUUGGGAAUGAGAGAUGAAGUAAUCUGCUGGCUUUGAGUCCACCCUCACCACCCCCCACCCCCAACCUCCGCAUCUGUGAAGGAACAUUGACUAUGAAUGUGAAGGCUGGGAGUUUAGUCCCAGGCCCUCACCAGUCCAUCAAGACAUUCAUCCCUCUGGUGUCUCAUCUGUGAAAGGGAACAGGGAUGGUAGAUAUGUGGCAAUAACCUCUAUCCCUGUCAGGCAUCACUAGUUGAUCCAGAGACCCCUUUCUGCAGACCCUGGGUGCAGCUUCUCAAUCUUCAGCAGUAGAGAUGCUCUCAACCAUCGAUGAGACAGGCAAGUCCAUGAAUGCUGUGACCAGAAGGUCCUGCCCCCCCCCACCCACCCAGCGACUUGUGACAGCCUACCAGGUCAUAAGUGAAGGCUGAAGGAGGAGUGGAGGCCUGCAGGCUCCAAGAAAGGAGCCGGAGCAGCUGCAGGCAGUAGCCACACCCCUUCCUCUUCCACUCCUUCAUGAGGGACCCAGGUCCAGCAUUUUCUCUUUCUUGCCCACGGUCUGGGUUCCUCUUCCACCUCUCACUCCUUGAAAACACUGUCCUCUGCACUCUGAGUUCUUCCUGCCUCCCCUUCACCUCCACUGCAGGCAGGGCCAGGAAUUUCCAUGACGUUUUCCGUGAGAUCAGAAUCCACCAUGGAAACCUGAGGUUCCCGUGUUUACUUCUGAAAGGGACUCUGUCCUGUGGGGAGGGAUGGGCAGGGGAGGGGAAGUUGUGGGCAUGAGGUCAGAGGUUCCCUUUUAGGCACUGAAGACUCGGGCAGGGCUGGGUGGGGCUGAAGGCUCUCUGGACUGGCCAGCACCCCACCAUCAGAGCCAGACCUUCAAGUCUCACCCCUCAGGGUGUCUGGUGGCAGCUCCCCACCUCCCUCUGACUGCCUCUGAAGGUGUUCUUUGCAGCCCACCAGAGGAGUCUCCUAUGGGCUAGGCUCUCCAUGUACAGGUGGCAUGCUCCUUUGCAGACAGAUGCUGAGACAGUGUACACGAAGCUGAGAGAGUGUACAUGCGGCUCUGGUCCACAGAGAGAGGGAAGCCAGCUUUCCCUGUCCGCCUGGUCCUCCUCCACGCCCGUGAGGGCCUGGCUCGGUUUGGGGGCACUCUGACCACUCAGAGAGGGGGACAGCAGAUCUGAAUGCACUUUUUUGGUUCUUCUUGAUGGGGAGACUUCAAGGGAUGGGGCCCCUGUGAUGGGGCUCCCACCUGUGAUAAAACGGCUGGGGACAACAAGUCCCCCUUCCACAGACUUUAUGAGGUCCUCCGGAGAAGGACAGAGACAAAGACAAUUUGGGGAGGGCUUUGGAAGGAGUUGGUUGAUCCUUUUGCUUUUCCAACCCUAUCACCAAUGUCUGUACCAUUUUGUAUUUUACUAAUAAAUUUGAAAAGUCUUGUGGGUCCUA
This is a messenger RNA of Odocoileus virginianus texanus, 3433 nucleotides long. RefSeq names its product C-X3-C motif chemokine ligand 1 (gene CX3CL1). Gene Ontology annotation, biological process: immune response; eosinophil chemotaxis. Gene Ontology annotation, molecular function: chemokine activity. The record is from RefSeq and is a predicted model, not a curated record. NCBI's taxonomy places the organism in Eukaryota, Metazoa, Chordata, Mammalia, Artiodactyla, Cervidae. Gene Ontology annotation, cellular component: extracellular region.